Messenger RNA from Staurois parvus, 460 nucleotides. The record is from the annotation of a GenBank genome assembly. NCBI's taxonomy places the organism in Eukaryota, Metazoa, Chordata, Amphibia, Anura, Ranidae.
GAAGGAACUGAAAUCCAAUGAAUGAAAGGUGUGGGGCAAGGGACAGUCAGGCUAAUGCUGGAUGUCCUCCAGCCAGGAAAUGAGGCGGAGCUCUAGAUUAGGAGCUUUUAAUGCACAUGGGGAGAAACUGACAGGAAGGAGCCUGUACACCUGUGCAAGACUGAAGGGGAGGAGCUGGUACACCUGUGCAAGACUGAAGGGGAGGAGCUGGUACACCUGUACAAGACUGAAGGGGAGGAGCCGGUACACCUGUGCAAGACUGAAGGGGAGGAGACGGUACACCUGUGCAAGACUGAAUGGGAGGAGACUGGUACACCUGUGCAAGACUGAAGGGGAGGAGCUGGUACACCUGUGCAAGACUGAAGGGGAGGAGCCGGUACACCUGUGCAAGACUGAAGGGGAGGAGCUGGUACACCUGUGCAAGACUGAAGGGGAGGAGCCGGUACACCUGUGCAAGACU